GCGCCUCGCUGGACGCCGACGACAGGGGCGGCGCCGCCUUCCCCAAGGCCUUCGACAGAGACCUCGUCACUCCCACGCCUCUUCAGCAACAAACAACGGAAGAAAGGCGAAAGUCACUACUGGACCACCACUGGGCAAUUCCAAGCAAGGAUAGGAUGUCUAUUGACCAAGGAAGUGAGGUAUCAUCAAGCGCCGACCACGGUAAAGAGGAGAGUCUCGAAGCUUCGAUCGCUGAGGGCUCGGAGGCGGAGCGGUCGGGUAGCGCGGCGGAGGGCGCGGAGGGCGAGGGGGGCGAGGGCGAAGGUGGAGGUGAGGAUGGAGACGCGGCUCACCUCGUCAAGCUGUCCUACCACGAUUCGGGCAUCGACAUCCGAGACCCCCUGCUGCACGUCAACCCUGCCAACAAGAAGGUGUAUAGCGACGCAGAUAUAGUGCUGUCAGCUGACUGGGUUCCUCCGGUGUGCCUGCCUCGCUCCGAGCCCCCCCUCUCCGCUCCUCCGCUGGGAGAGAACGAGAGAGCCCCGCGCAAGCCAGCCGCUGUCUCAUUCUCCCUCGACGGUAACCAGAAGGAGGAUCCAGGAAAACCCGAUAAAAAGAAUAAGAUGCUUAAACGCCUGUCAUACCCACUGUCGUGGGUAGAAGGCCUGACGGGCGAAGCGCCGCAAGGCGCUCACAGUGAAUCGCUACCUUCAUCGGCGGACACGCAGAACUCUACCUCGGUCUUUUCCAAAGUUUUCAACAGACGUAGCUCGCUGGGCGGCUUCGGUCGCUCUCACGCCAAGGCGAGCAGCGCCACGCAGCCUAGGCUCGACUAUCGUAGCAUGGUGUCAGUGGACGACAUGCCCGAUCUAUUCGCCUCUUUUGAUAAGUUGAUCCCGCGGCCGGCGCGGCCGAGCGACGACCCGCCGCUGUACCUGCGCCUGCGCAUGGGCAAGCCGGCCGGCCGCCCGCUGCCGCGCUCCACGCCGCUCAUGUCCUACGGCCGCAAGCGCAUGAAGCCCGAGUACUGGUUCGGGAUCCCGAGGAACAGGGUGGACGACCUGUUCAAGUUCCUGACGCACUGGGUGCCGGAGCGGUACGGGCCGCUGCGCGACGUGGCGGCGCUCGGCUACGAGCUCAUCGACAGCGACACCGAGUGGGACGACGACGACGCCAAGCCCGGCCAGAAGGAUCGCUCCGGCAGCACUGGCGAUGUCUCGGACAUCACAAGAGAAUCUUGGGAGGUGUUGUCGAUGAGCGAUGAGCUGCGGCGCGCGUUGUACUCGUCGGGCGCGUCCGUCGACAUGGAGUUCUCGCCACCCGACCUCAUCGGUACCUCAGAGAUAUUCACUAUGGAGCACAGAGAGAAGCUGUGCAGCGUGCUACCGGCGCGCGCGCAGGGCUACAUGUGGUCGCUCGCGUUCAGCACGAGCCAGAACGGCUUCUCGCUCGCCUCCAUGUACCGCAAGAUGCAGCGCGUCGACAGCCCCGUGCUGCUCGUCAUUCAGGACACGGACAACAACGUGUUCGGAGCCCUGACAUCGUGUGCGUUACGGCCGUCUGAACACUUCUACGGCACGGGCGAGUCUUUACUGUUCUCGUUCCAGCGUAUUGAAGAGAGGCGUCCUUCACAGCCAGUCCAACAUUCACCCGAGGAGGGGCAGAAAGAUGAGAAGGACAAAGAGGAAACAAAAGAGGAAAAAGAAGAAGCAGAAGUUAAAACAAAAUUCAAGUAUUGGGGCUGGACAGGUGACAACAUGUACUUCAUUCGCGGAAGUAACGAUAACAUUUCAAUUGGUGCUGGAGACGGCAAGUUCGGGCUGUGGCUGGACGGCGACCUGUACCUGGGCCGCACGCAGCGCUGCACGACGUACGGCAACGAGCCGCUCACCACGCGCGAGGACUUCAUCGUCAAGAUCAUGGAGUGCUGGACCUUCAUCUGAGCGUCGCAUAAACUUUACUGACCUACGAUAUUUGCUACAUACGAAACUUUUACACGUCGGUUCGACUUUGUCCGCGCUCGGCUCGGCUCGUGUCGGCUCGCGUCGGCCCGCAUCGGCUCGCCGGCCGAGACGAUCCGAGUCGCGUAUUUCUAGUCAAACGUACUGAAUACCCGACCAAUGUUUUCACUCUGCGAAUUUAGGCGCGUUCGGAUCGACCCGCAAGCGAGUGCAUCAAACCUAGUCAAUUGUCGUUCGUUUAGUCGCGACGGUCCGCGAGGGCCGUCCGUAACGAUUACGUGUCAAUUCAAUUAAUACUGUGCAUUGUUGUUAAGGAAAUUAAAAAAAAAAAACAUAUUUGUAUCGGAAGAUUAAAAAUCGAUGUUACGUAGAUAUUUAUAUUAAACGUUUGUGUUUAGCCACUGUCUAUUGGUGUUGCCAGUUGUCGAUGUUUCAAAGUAACUUCGAUGAAAUUAUACGUGCUGACAACGCUUGCCAGGAGUACAGGUGGCAAUUGACGUGCUAAACAAAUAAUAGUCGGUUUGGUGGCACCAUCAGUAUGAAUAAUAUAUUUUACACCUAAUAUUUAGUUAUCUCAGCAUACAUAUUCGUUGUCAUGUAUUUUAGUCGUAAUGUUAAGUUAGUGAGCAUAAUUUAUGUUUCUUUUACUGUGAUUUCAUUAAUAUGGUUGCAUUUUAUUAUAAUAUUGAAGUGUAAUUAUUAAUGACUAUUUAAUAUUGUAACUUUUAGUUAACCUGUUCGAUUACAAGUGUUAUUCUUUAUUAUAAUCACAAUAUUCAUUAGUAGGAAUGUAUGUUAGGAAAGUACAUUUGAUAUAUUGCAGAAAUAUUUGUUGAAUAAAUAAAGCAUUAAUAAAUUUUAUGGUGUAACGCUUCAGUACAGAAAUGAGUAGCCGAUUCUAUGUAAAAUUAAUUAGUAAAAAUUAUAAAAUAGUUAUCUUAGAGCUUGAUGAAUGUAAUCGUCAUUGUGCUUAGUAAUUGUGUCACUUAGCAUGAUGUUACUCAGACUAUCUGGUCGUGUAAUGUUAUUUAUUAAUUGUAUUUUAGUGCGUUACAAUUUAACGAAAUCUAUCGCUGGGAGGAGCUUGCGAACGUCAAGUGCGGUACUGUGGCCGACUUCAAUGUAUUAAGUAGCAUUCAUAAUAAAAAGUGCAAUACAUCCGAUAAAUUAUUAUCACAGCUACCAAUCUCGAGUUCUCAAAGAAAGAAACUGAGUGUAGGAAUCUUGCGUGUACAAGAACGUAUUCAAAGGCCAGUCUAAAUAUGCUUAUUUACUAGCAGCAUGAAAUUACAAAAUAUAGAUUGACAUAUUGCAGAGAGGUAUAAGUUAUCUUCGUAAUUACUCAAUACAUCUGUCUCAGUUAAGACUAUUUCUAGCUUGUAUCGUUUAGUUGCUAGGCAGAGCGUGUAUAGGUUGUUAUUACAUUAAAAUUAUAGCUGUGUUUGAAUAAUCCUCGAUUAUCUUAUUAAAUAUGUACACAAUAUAAUUGCUAUAUGAGAUUACUAUCAAAUAUAUUUUUGUGAAUAAAUUCGCAGCAUAUUCCUGUAAUUAUUAUUGACGGUAGAAAAUGUUUUAAGAUAGAAACGAUUGAUUAAAAGACCUUUAAUGUGAGUAAGUUAUUGUUAAUCACCUGUCUAUCACAAGUGCACCUGACUGUCAGUGCAACGUCUAUUGUUAUCGUUUGUCAUCGGAAGUCGUAGACGAAACUAGUUUUCAGUAAUAAUAUUUAUUGGCGUAAUGCAAUGUUACGAAUAUAUAAU
Messenger RNA from Melitaea cinxia (Glanville fritillary), 3700 nucleotides. Its product is annotated as TLD domain-containing protein 2-like. Bases 156 to 1922 code for a protein of 588 amino acids. NCBI's taxonomy places the organism in Eukaryota, Metazoa, Arthropoda, Insecta, Lepidoptera, Nymphalidae. The record is from RefSeq and is a predicted model, not a curated record. Gene Ontology annotation, biological process: response to oxidative stress. The transcript is spliced from 14 exons. Gene Ontology annotation, cellular component: nucleus.